CGGUUUUCCGAUCUGCGAUUUUUUGCUCGCCGAAAGCUCCGUAACUUUACCGGUUUCAUCCCGGCGAAAUCGCGCCGAGCGAGAAAGAAACAACAAUAGCAUAUGGUGAAGCGCAGCCGAGGGUGGAAGGCGCGCGGGAUACGCCGUAAACAGCCGGUAGCGUAGCAAGCUCAAACCGCGACCUCUCGCGAGCGUUUUCCAUCUGGCGCUGACGAAACACCCUUUUCCUCUCUUCUCUUCUGUUCUCCUCUCUUCUCCUCUCCUCUUCUCUUCACUCUUUUUCUUCUCUUUUCUUUUUCAUUACGUUCGUGCAAUCGUGUGUGCGUAAUCGUGCAUAUGUGUGUAUGUCCAACUCUACUGCAUAUUAGUGUGCGCAACGUCAUCCCUACUUUUUUGUGAUCGAACUACGCGCUCGAUCGACGUCUCGCGUUCGAAACGUUCGACCGGACAUUGGAACGAGCGAUCGAAAAGUGCAUUUUAUUCUCGAGAACGAUCGGCCACCGAAGAGAUACGAAAAACCACUUUCCUACGCACCUAUAUCUGCUUUUCUCUUUUUCUCCCUCUUCCUUUUUCUCUCUUCUCUCUCUCUCUCUCUCUUUCUUUCUGGUUAAAUAUCGAGCGAUGACUACUACCAGAAGUAGAAUUCUCGAGCUAGACUUCCACCUAUUUUUAUUUUUAUCGCCAACGAACUUGCGUACGUUCCGACACUCUCAAGGCGCCUCGAAUCCUACGUGAAUUUGGCAAAGAAUCAACUUAUUGCUACCCUCUUAAUGUCAGUCCUUUUAUCAUUACAUUUCUAACCGGUCUACUCGCGAAAUUACGUCGGUCUGCUCGUGAACGACACGUAAAUAGUGGCAUAGGUAUUAGUUAUCACACGGUAAUCGAAUAUCCUUGAUCGCGUAUCAAAUGGAUCUCCUCUUUCGUUCACCUGUAUGAAAGACUCGUGUAUUGUACACGCGGGGUCGUUGAUCUCGAAUAGUCUACGAAUGAAUAGAGACGGCGCGCGUAUAUUCUUCGCUAAUACUUCGGCAGCUUUCCGUGGUAUUCAUAGAGAACCAUUCGAAGCAGUUCUAGCGAUGUUUCGUUAGUUGGCUGGUCAUGAGCGCAUUGAUAAGUCUGGUCGCGACAGGCUAGGACGGUGAACGAAAACCAAUAAUUUUGCGGUUUCCUCGAGAAGCCUAACCAUAUUCUCCAUCCGUGAGACAAGCUUCCACCGAUUGCCAGCAUAUUUCACAUCGACAACGCGUAUCUAUUUCUUUGGCACCUGUGCUAUUCCUCUUUGCGACGACGCGAAAUGAAGAUUUUCUUUUUCGUACGGCCACCUGCCUAUUGAUUCACUAUUUUUCUUAGGAAUCGGUUUACUUAAUCGUUCAUACGAAUUGUCGGAAUGAAGGAGAAAAAAAGAGGGGAAAAGUGAAGAUUUUUGAGACGCUGCCAAUCGUGAAGUAAGUUCAUUGCUCGCUUUGCUUCCUGCUUGAGAAGAGACAUAGCGAAAGGAAAAUUUAAGGAAAUGGCAGUCCGGAGGCAUCAUCUGUAGGGAAAUGCAUAGAAACGAAGUUACGAUAAUGUACGGCUGUAGAAAGUCUAAGGAAAGGGAUGGACUAUAAGGAAAACGAGAGGCGACUGCCAAACGAAGCUCUUCGUACGCGUUUUCUCGUUUUAUGGCUAACUGCCCAAAAAUCUUCUCUUUCAUUCUUUAGACAUUUUUUGCGUUUCUAGGUACGUAUUUUUAUUCGAUUUUACAAGAAGGAAAUCCCCUUGUGACGUUUAGUUUCAAUACCUUAGUCCUUUCGUAAAACUUCAAAUCUUUUUAUUUAACAAAUCAAAUUGAAAUAAUUUGAAUGACUACUCUUUAAAGUCGUGAAAAGAAUUGACAUUGAUCUAUGCAUCUUAUGCAAAUGAAAAGUCGAGUUUGACGAGUUUCGUUGAUUGGAAUAGAUAAAUCAAAGCAUCUUUCUUGAAUUAUGAUCGGCGACGAAAGUACGUUACUCUUUUAUGAUCGUACACGAGUACAGUAUCGAUAUCUUAACGUGCUCUACUUUCUCAGCAUCCGGAAUGUAAGUACCCACUUCUGCUCAGGAUCGUCUUCGUCUCUAUCGUCUUAUUUUGAACAGGCGUGCUUGAUUUUCCACGAAAGAUAUCGAGAAAAUCGCCAGGAUUUUGUAGUUACAUAUACGAAAGAAGAAGAAGAAAAAGGAGAAGAAGAAAAAGAAGAAAAAGAAGAAGAAAAAGGAGAAGGAGAAGGAGAAAAAUCAAUGGUUACCUCUUCGUAUCUCGAUCGAUGGGUCUCGAAGAUAAACGUUAUCGAUGAUUCGACUUAACCGCGUAAUAUGCGAAACGUUGGCCCCUCGCGAAGAAACUCGAUAGCCUUCGGCGUUGGAUCUUCGUCGAGAGGCAACUUGAGAGGAAAGAAAAAAGGCGCGAACGCGAUAAUGUAGUAGUAGAGUAAUAGUAGCCUGGCCGAGGUAGCCGUGUUGGGGGCCGGAACGGCGAGGAAAAGCGAAGAAUUGAUGCGAUGUGAAGAUCGUCAUGAACCCCCCUGCGACCAGGGACCCGUUUGGCUCCAGGUCGCCGGGAUGCUGUUACCAUUCGUGGAACCCUCAAGUUUAUCCACCAUGCGCGAUAUGCCAAAGGCCGUUGCUACCGUUGCAACAGUGUCCCUUGCGACGUUCCGUACCUCUUGUUCAUCCAACAUCCUAUCAGGAAACGGAUCUACGAGGACAACAGGAAUAUCGACCUAUUCGUCAACGUUCCGUCGAGACACCAUCACCAAGACGUCACGAAAUUCUCGAUAGGCGACCAGCCUCAAAUCCUCACUAUCAUACCCAUCCACCGCCUAGUACUGGUUAUGCGCUCAACCGAUCCGCUAGUGCGACUCGUCUCGGUUCACCUGGUGCAUCUCUCGGUCAACGAUCGCCAGGAGCUCGUAGAGCGAAACCUCCUGGACUCGAUCCUCCUCAUCGAUGGAUCGGAGAGGAGACCAAAAGAUCCUUACCGCAACACGUCUACAAGUAUUACCUCGCACAGACCAAGGAAUAUCGCCGGCAAAAUCUCAAGUGGGUAGUGCAGCUCGGUGGCGCUACUAUAAACUGCCGUUAGCGAGACACAGAUGGCAGGUCCAACUGGAUUCUGCUAUUCCGAUACAGAAGUUGCUUCUUCCUCCUUAAAUAUCUUCGCCAUUUUCUCGUUUUGUUUUCAUUCGAAACAAAAAGGGACUCCAGUCGACUGUACGACGUCAAAAGAACUGAAUCAACGCGAAACGCGCAACAUGUAUCUAUCUUUCUACAAGAGCAUCACCGAAAGAAAAAAGCUUUUGUCAGUCAUUCCCUUUUUUAGUAUAAACACAAUGCCGAACAGAGAUAUUGCACAUGUGUUUUUAAAUUCUUCAACAGUUGUACAGUCACUUUUAAUUUGCUAAUACGCAUCUACUUGUAAGGAAGAGAAUGUAUGUCGGAAUCGAUGCGACAAAUAAUUUUGUUUCGAUUGAUAAAAUGAAUAGUUUUGAAUCAAGUUAAAGAACCUGCAUUAAAAUGAUUACAAAAAUGAAAAUAGAGAAGAAGAAGAAAAAUGAAAAACGCUCCAGAAAAUAAAGAACUAUUCCGCGCUAUCGAUGUAUCAAUGUUUUAUGGUACAGAAAUUACUGUAUCGCGUAGGAAGGAGAAAUCGAUAAAGUCCAAUUUUUUCUCUUUUCCAUACGACACAACAUUCAUAUAUCGGAUUUCUGGGUGUAGACGCCAAAUGGGGGAAUGGGAAAACAUAUUGUUUGCAAAAGCUACAUA
Vespula pensylvanica (western yellowjacket) is the source of this 3779-nucleotide messenger RNA. RefSeq lists its product as uncharacterized. The coding region runs from base 2530 to 3099 and encodes 189 amino acids. The record is from RefSeq and is a predicted model, not a curated record. The transcript has 7 exons. NCBI's taxonomy places the organism in Eukaryota, Metazoa, Arthropoda, Insecta, Hymenoptera, Vespidae.